CACCACAAGUUCGUUCGCCGCAGAUAUGAAGCCCACAGCAACAGUGCCGUGGCUGCUAAGGCACCGGGUUUUCCUCUGUCUCCUGUUCUGUCUGUGGCUACCCGGAGUCCUGCUGGCCGGAGAACCGGACCAACAGCAGCCUGAAGUCGACAGAGCUGCCCCAGAGGCGGCCCUCAUAAACGGGGAAGGAAAACUCAGGGACUCAGUACGGGAGGGUGCAGUUGUAGCGACCAAGGAAAAACACGAGGUGGUGGAGGUGGAGGAGCCAGGUUCAGAGGGAGUGGUGGCGUGGGUGAGUGUGGGGUUCUUCCAUGCCUUCGUGGCCGCCUUCUCUGUCAUCAUCGUGUCUGAGAUUGGCGAUAAAACCUUCUUCAUUGCCGCCAUCAUGGCCAUGACACACUCCCGUUGUCUGGUGUUCAGCGGUGCUCUUUCUGCUCUUGGACUCAUGACCUUUCUCUCUGUCGUCCUUGGCUUUGCCACAAUGGUGAUUCCCCGUGCGGUGACGUUCUAUGUGAGCACGGGUCUCCUGGCGCUGUUUGGAGUCAAGAUGUUGUACGAGGGGUGGAACAUGAGCAGCGAUGAGGGACGAGAGGAGUUCGAUGAGGUCUCUGAAGAGCUCCGCAAGAGGGAGGAAGUGGAGACAGUAGGAGACCAAGAGCAGGGGCUGUCGACCAGACUGCCAUUACGUCGCCGCCUGCGUUGUCUGGGGCCCGUUACGUCGGCCAUCUUCCUGCAGGCCUUCACGCUCACCUUCCUGGCAGAGUGGGGUGACCGCUCCCAGAUUACUACCAUCAUCCUCGCUGCCAGAGAGAACCCAGUAGGUAUCACCAUAGGAGGAACAUUGGGACAUGCACUCUGCACAGCUCUAGCAGUGAUAGGAGGCAAAAUGGUGGCCCAGAGAAUAUCUGUCAAAACUGGUGAGACCCCAAAACCUGUUUGGAACACUGUGCAAUAUACAUACAUAGCCUAUAUAGCUCUUUUGAGGGAAUGAACAGUGGCAUCGUAAGUUUGUGAGUGAAGUAAAGUGCUAUCUUGUUGACUGGAAUUGCACACAGUGGGGUAACAUGCAUGUGUGAAAAUCAUGAAAUAUGUGAAUGGUUCAAAUGGGAUACAUAUACACAUAGCCUCUUUUGAGGAAACAAAAUAAUGUUUACUAACUUCAGGGUUUAGUGAAAGACUUGAGAAAUCAAUGUGGACGUAAAACAGGAGGGAAACUGUAUGUAUACGUGUAGUCUUGAGUUGCGAUUUUUUCACCACUGGAGUGAACCUCUGAAAUUACAUCUCUCAGUUUGGUGCUGACCCUCUCUCUCUCUCUCUCUCUCUCUCUCUCUCUCCACUUUCUCCUACUCCUCUCCAGUAACCAUAAUAGGAGGAGUGGUGUUCCUACUGUUUGCAGCUACAGCUCUGCUCCAUCCAGAACUAGGACCACAGGGGUCAGACCUUGCCAGUUAGCCCUAGCCCACCUCUCUCUCUCUCUUCUCACCAUCUCUAGCGCAUAGCAAAUAUACACAGCACAGCUAGCUUCUACACCUAUUCUUGUCACUGUGUG
Geodia barretti is the source of this 1549-nucleotide messenger RNA. The record is from the annotation of a GenBank genome assembly. NCBI's taxonomy places the organism in Eukaryota, Metazoa, Porifera, Demospongiae, Tetractinellida, Geodiidae.